This is a messenger RNA of Polyodon spathula (Mississippi paddlefish), 2390 nucleotides long. RefSeq names its product Y+L amino acid transporter 2. The coding region runs from base 340 to 1971 and encodes 543 amino acids. Gene Ontology annotation, molecular function: L-amino acid transmembrane transporter activity. Gene Ontology annotation, cellular component: membrane. The record is from RefSeq and is a predicted model, not a curated record. NCBI's taxonomy places the organism in Eukaryota, Metazoa, Chordata, Actinopteri, Acipenseriformes, Polyodontidae. The transcript is spliced from 11 exons. Gene Ontology annotation, biological process: amino acid transmembrane transport.
UGCAAGCUACCUGAAUCUGCGUGAGUGCAGAGGGGCAGUGAGAUUGCAAGGCUUGGCUCUUGGAAGGAGGUGUAAACAGACCGCGGGGCUACUGUGUAGUGGAAAUCCCAGAGAAUGGAGUACACACAAGGAUAUACAAUAGAAGAAGGAAUACAAUUGCCAGAAGGAUUUCUAUUUUAAUUCUGAGUAAACAGGAGUCUGGGUCAUUGCACAAAACACUGGGAAUAUUUGAAGGGAUGUCAGAAAAAUGUUUGCUAAGAAGGCUGCAGGAUAGAAAAACCAUUUCAAACAUUCAUAUGACAGACUUGAUUGGAGGAGGAGUAGGAGGAAGAAUUGAAGAUGGCGGCCGGGGAGAGACAAGCCGAAGCGUCCGACGGCAUUGCCAGUGGUAGUUUGGGGGCACGUGAAGCAAGCAAGCACUUGAAUGGAGAGGCAUCGCUGCAGCAGCAACAAGGUGGCCAGGAGACCAUGCAGCUGAAGAAGGAGAUCUCUCUCCUGAAUGGGGUCAGUCUCAUCGUGGGCAACAUGAUUGGCUCUGGGAUCUUUGUGUCUCCGAAGGGGGUUCUGAUCUACAGCGGCUCCUAUGGGCUGUCCCUGGUGAUCUGGGUGAUCGGGGGCAUGUUCUCUGUGGUGGGGGCGCUGUGCUACGCUGAGCUGGGCACCACCAUCACCAAGUCCGGGGCCAGCUACGCUUACAUCCUGGAGUCCUUCGGGGGCUUUAUCGCCUUCAUCAGGCUGUGGACCUCGCUGCUCAUCAUCGAGCCCACCAGCCAGGCUGUCAUUGCCAUCACCUUCGCCAACUACCUGGUGCAGCCUCUCUUCCCCACCUGCGAGCCACCCUACUUGGCAUCCAGACUCAUCGCAUCCGCCUGCAUCUGUCUGUUAACCUUCAUCAACUCUGCCUACGUGAAAUGGGGCACGAGAGUUCAGGACGUGUUCACCUACGCCAAGGUGAUCGCGCUGAUUGUCAUCAUUGUCACAGGCCUCGUCAAGCUGUGCCAGGGGAACACACAGCACUUCGAGUCCUCCUUCGAAGGCUCGUCCUGGAACCCCGGGGACAUCGCCCUGGCCCUCUACUCUGCUCUCUUCUCUUACUCCGGCUGGGACACUCUCAACUUUGUCACAGAGGAGAUCAAGAACCCUGAGAGGAACCUGCCCCUGUCCAUCGCGAUCUCCAUGCCGGUGGUGACUGUCAUUUACAUCCUGACGAACGUGGCCUACUACGCAGUGCUGGACAUAAACGCCGUCCUCGCAAGUGAUGCGGUCGCCGUGACCUUUGCUGACCAGACCCUGGGUGUGAUGAGGUGGUCCAUCCCCAUCGCUGUGGCCCUCUCCUGCUAUGGGGGGUUGAACGCAUCCAUCAUCGCUGCCUCCAGGCUGUUUUUCGUGGGGUCACGUGAAGGCCAUCUCCCAGACGCCCUGUCCAUGAUCCACGUGGAGCGCUUCACUCCCAUCCCCGCGCUGCUUUUCAAUUGUGCCAUGGCCCUGAUAUACCUGGCUGUGGAGGAUGUCUUCCAGCUCAUUAACUACUACAGCUUCAGUUACUGGUUCUUCGUGGGGCUGUCGAUAGCCGGACAGAUCUACCUGCGCUGGAAGGAGCCUGACAGAUACAGACCACUCAAGCUGAGCCUGUUCUUCCCCAUUGUGUUCUGCCUGUGCUCUGUCUUCCUGGUGGCGGUGCCACUCUACAGCGACACCCUCAGCUCCUUCAUCGGGAUCGCCAUCGCCCUCUCGGGGGUGCCCGUCUACCUGCUGGGAAUCCACCUGCCCGAGUCCAAGCGCCCGCCCUGCAUCAGAAAGCUGCUGGCGGCCCUGACCCGAGUCACUCAGCUCAUCUGUUUCUGUGUGCUCACAGAGAUGGACAUCAGUGAACAGGACAAGAGACCCCACCCCCAUCCCAGUGCCUCUCAAUCUGGGGGGCUGAGCGAAGGAUUGAUGACUCCGGCACAUUCCGCAGACACUAAACGCUAACCUGAAGAAACACACAAGGACAGAUAGAAUCCAUCUAUGUUUAAUGUAGACUCUUGAACCACUGGCAGGAGUCGCACUACUUGAGGUUAUUAACUUCCUACCUGCAGACAGGUGUUUUAAACACCUCUGCUCAGUGUCUUCCAAUCCACAACUCGGCACUCCAGCCACUGAGCUGCAGCUUUGUCAUGCUCCUUACAAACGGGAGUGCUCCGAACUUCUACAUUUCCACAUUGUGCUCCCGCUGUCACUCGCACACACCUACUUCGUCUACUGGUGAUGUUGUCGGUGGGGUCAAUGAGCCACUUCUUAAUCCCACCACUUUGAAUACUUGAUUUGUAGAAACUGUUUUGGGAUUUCAAGAAAUAAAUCCUCGGUGCAUGAAGCCUCUCCAAGAGAUUAAUAUAAUAUAUAUAUAUAUA